Aphidius gifuensis is the source of this 2238-nucleotide messenger RNA. Its product is annotated as laccase-like. Gene Ontology annotation, biological process: iron ion transport. Gene Ontology annotation, cellular component: plasma membrane. Lineage: Eukaryota; Metazoa; Arthropoda; Insecta; Hymenoptera; Braconidae. The coding region runs from base 1 to 2238 and encodes 745 amino acids. The transcript has 12 exons. The record is from RefSeq and is a predicted model, not a curated record. Gene Ontology annotation, molecular function: oxidoreductase activity; copper ion binding.
AUGGCAGAAAAAGGUCGGAGAAAAGUCGGAGGUAUCGUGGAAAAAAGUUGGAGUAAAUUGCAGAAUCCAGCUACUGGUGAAUUUACAAAUACACCACUUGCUGUUAUAAAUGUCAAGCCAGGAGCUAGAUAUCGUUUCCGUAUGAUUAACACGCAAUUAGUUGAGGGAGGAAUUGAUAAAAUGAUGAAAUUAAUUCUUUUUUCUACCUUGAUAAUACUAGCUGCGGGUCAAUUAUUGCCAUCAGUUCAAAGAACGUUUAAGUCAUACAGUAAAAGCCAAUCAAAAUGGAUAACACAUCCAUACUAUUUAAAAAAUAAACGUAAGAUUGAAUUACCUUUGGAAGAUAAUAGUCAAGAAAAGCUUAAAGUUGGCCAGACAGUCGAUGAUUGGGGAAGAGUUGCAGGUCCAGAAGAGUGUGCUCGUGAAUGUGUUGCUGGGGCACCACCGAAAUUAUGUUAUUACCACUGGACUGUUCAGUAUUAUAACACAAAUAACGGAGCAUGUGAUUUAUGUGUACCAAAAACAAAUUCAUCAAUUACAAGUGAUUGCCAAUGUGUUUAUGGUGAUGGCUAUAAUAUUUCUGGAAUAUUAACUGUCAAUAGAAUGUUUCCUGGACCAUCAAUACAAGUUUGCCUUGGUGAUUUAGUUGUUGUUGAUGUUAAAAAUAUGGCUGAUGGUCAUGAUAUGACAAUUCAUUGGCAUGGCAUUUAUCAAAAAAAUUAUCAGCAUUAUGAUGGUGCACCAUUUAUAACACAGUGUCCAAUUCAAAGUGGUACAACAUUUAGAUACAAAUGGAGAGCUCAAAAUAUUGGAACUCACUGGUGGCAUUCACAUACUGGUCUUCAACAAGCUAAAAUGCUUGAAGGUGCUAUUGUUAUACGACAACCUAAAGAAGACGAUAAUAAUUAUGAAUUAUAUGACCGAGAUGAUUCUGAUAAUAUUAUCAUUCUGAAUGAUUGGUUUCAUUCGCUGCCUGACGAACAUUUUCCAGGCCCAGCUGGUGGACAUAAUUUUGGACAAAUACCAGAAAAUAUUCUUAUAAAUGGACAAGGAAAAUGGCUUAAUCCAGCCACUGGUGAAUUUACAAAUACACCACUUGCUGUUAUCAAUGUCGAGCCAGGAGUUAGAUAUCGUUUUCGUAUGAUUAAUACAAUUAGUUGGGAUUGCCCUCUACAAUUAUCGAUCCAAGAUCAUGAUUUGAAAAUCAUUUCAGCUGAUGGCGAAAAUGUUAAACCUGUAGUUGUCAAUACAAUAACUUCUUUUGCAGCUGAGCGUUAUGAUUUUAUUCUCAAUGCUUAUCAAAAACCUGGAAAUUAUUGGAUUCAAGUACGAUUAAUUGGCUUUUGUUUUGACCGAGAAAUAAUACAACUUGGUAUACUUCGCUACAGUGGUUCACAAUUAACAGAGCCAACACUUGCACGACCAACUUAUAAUAAUCCGAUUGCUACUGGAAUUAUAUUUAAUAAUAUCGGUGAAGUUUGUGAUGGAAGCAAUCCUAAAGAAGUUUGUGUUAAAAAUUUAGAAUCAGCUGAUCCGGUUGAUCCACGGAUUCUUGCUGAGAAAACAGAUGUACAAUUUUUUUUGCCAUAUACGUUUUAUCUGUACAAUCAAAGUGAACUUUUUGAACCUGGUACCUACAAAUCUUUCAUGGUUCCAACAGCAGCACCAAUGGGAGUUGUUCCAUUACUUAAUGGAAUAACAAAUCGUCUUGCAACAUCACCUUUGUUAACACAAGCUGAUAAAACCCAUCAAUCACAAGUUUGUAGUGGAACCUCAAAGCUAAAAACGUUGUCAAAUAAUGAAAAUUAUGAAUGCACUCAUGUACUUGAAAUACCUUUGAACUCGUCUGUUGAAAUUAUCAUGUAUGAUGAAGAUCGAACAGCAAAUUUAUCACAUCCUUUUCAUUUACAUGGAUAUGGUUUUCAUGUGAUGGCUCAAGGCUCACAGAAUGAUGUUAAAUUAACACCACAAAAUAUACACAGAGCACUGCAACUUGAUCAACAAAGAUACAAAUUCAAUAGUCGACCUCCAGUGAAGGACACUUUGGCAGUUCCACCAAAUGGAUACACGAUUGUUAGAUUUAUUGCUGAUAAUCCAGGAUAUUGGUUCUACCAUUGUCACAUACUACCACAUUUGAUGAUUGGAAUGUCUCUGGUUAUUCAUGUUGGUACGCCGAGUGAUGUUCCACCUACACCACCUGGUUUUCCAACAUGUGGAAACUUUCAGCCACCAAUUUAA